AUGUCGCAUUCUUCUUCUUCUUCUUCUUCUUCUUCUUCUUCUUCUUCUUCUUCUCACGCUUCUUCUUAUUUGUUGUCUCCUUCACUUUCUUCUCAUGACAUUCUUCUUCUCCCUCCUCUUCUCAUCAACCACCACUACCACCACCACCACCACCUUAUUCUUCUUCUUCUUCUUCUUCUUCUUCUUCUUCUUUGUUGUCUCCUUCACUUUCUUCUCAUGACAUUCUUCUUCUCCGUCCUAUUCUCAUCCACCACCGCCACCACCAUCUUCUUCUUCUUCUUCUUCUUCUUCUUCUUCUUCUUCUUCUUCUUCUUCUUCUUCUUCCCCCCCCUUCUUCCUUUUUCGUACAACUCUUCUUCUUCUUCUUCUUCUUCUUCUGUUCUCUUUCUCCUCCUUCUCCUCUCUUCCCCCUCCUUCUUCUUUUUUCGUACAACUCUUCUUCUUCUUCUUCUUCUUCUUCUUCUUCUUCUUCUUCUUCUUCCCUUCUACUCCUGUUCUCUUUCUUCUCCUUCUCUUCUCUUCCCCCUCCUUCUUUCUUUUUCUGACUUCACUAACUGCAUAUGCUUGCUUCGUCUCUCAUCUUUUUCUGCUAGCACUAAAAAUCUUUUGGCCCUGACUGUUACGCAUGCUUCUUUCCUCCCCCCCUCUUCGUUCUGCUCACCUACUCUCCCUUCUUCUUCAUUCUCCCCCACCCCCGCUGGCAACUGCACCACACCCUUUCAGAUAGCGAUUCCAUUAAAAUCGUUCACUUCUCCGGUAGAAGGCGCGCGGCUUCCGUUUGUUCGUACGAUUUGUUCGACUCACUCUCUCUCUCUCUGUUUUUGCCUCUCUCUUUUUCGUCCUUGUUCUCGUUCGCGCAUGCUUGUUCGGUCUCUCUUGCACAGUACAGGCAGACCUAAUUUACAUCAGCGGUGA
This is a messenger RNA of Acanthosepion pharaonis, 915 nucleotides long. The record is from the annotation of a GenBank genome assembly. NCBI's taxonomy places the organism in Eukaryota, Metazoa, Mollusca, Cephalopoda, Sepiida, Sepiidae.